UAUAUUAGAUUUGUUGGUGUGCGUGCGUGCGUGCGUGUGUGUAUACAUACAUGGCACAUGUAAAUUUUCAGUUUUAUUAGGUGUAAUUUAUUGGUAUUUUUAAACUUCCAUUACAAAGUGUUCUUUUUUCUUUAAUAUUAGGUUAUGUUAACUGCAUUGAAAAUUGUAUUAUACAGGAAAUUAUUAUAGAAAUUUCUAAUAGUAUGAAGUGAAGCUGUAAGCAUGCCUCAAAGAAAAAAUUAUGAAGAAAGUCAAACAAAUUAAUCCGCAAUUAGUCUUAACAUUUUCAAUAAAUUGAAUAUAAUAAAUAUUAACAAUAGAAAUUUUUCUUCUUUACACUAAAAUAAAAAGAUUAAUUUUACAUACAUACACACAUGCGCACGCGCGUACACACACACACGCGCCACACAUCACAUACAAUUACCAUGGUUGAAGAGUAAAUACAAAAAAGACGUGGAUCAACAAUGGGCACGUUAAUGACUAUAAAAGAGACUAUACGAUACCCUCUUAAGCCUGAAAUAGAGGCGAAGAGUCCUGCAGCGUAGACAUGGACUCGUACGAUCUGUUUGGUGAAGAUGUUAGUGGCUCGAUGCUUGAUGCUCUUCCUGACCUCGGGGGGAACGACCAUUUUGACCCUGCAGGCACGACUAAUUCUGUGGUAGUAUCUAGAGAUGGUUCAAACUCUGGUGUUAAUGGAGGAGGGAGUUACAUUAGUCAAUCUUAUAUAUCUCAAGAAUCUCCGCUUCAAAAAUUAACUUCAUUCGGCGGAUCUGAAUUUGGAACUUCUAAUCAAUUGCAAAAUACAUCACAACGCAACAUGUUUAAUCAAAAUCUUGGAACAUUUGAUAGUGGUGCGCCACAGCGUGCUAUGGUGCCAGGGGCAUUUCAAAAUCAGGCACGAAAUAUGGCACCCCAACAUAGAGGGCCUCAUCCUGGGAGUGGAGGACAAUAUCCUAAUUAUAAUGAUAAUAUGUAUUCAAUGGAGCAGCAGCAUUCAAUGACUAGAGCAAAUAUGUCUAUAGAUCCAAGUAUGCAAGGCUGGCCAGGUAGUGGAGGUGCUUAUCCGCAAAUGCAAAGACAUUAUAAUCAGAUGGCACCACAACCUGGAGCUUAUAGACAACAUAUGCCUCCGCAAUAUUCUCAUCAACAAGACCAAAGUGGAGUUAUGAAUCAAAAAUUACAGCAACAGCAGCAACAACAACAUUUUGGUAAUCAACAAGGUUUGAUAGGAAGUAUGGGUGUACCGCAUCAAGCGAUGCAAGCUGGUGGAACAGGAAGUGUUUACCAACACAUGGUUGGUCAACAACAGCAUUACCAACAAGGAAAUUCUGUAUCAAUGUAUCAAACGUCUCCUGGAUAUCCAGGCUUUGCAAUCCAUCAACAACAACAGCAACAACAACAACAGCAGCAACAGCAGCAGCAGCAGCAGCAGCAAACUCAACAACCUCCACAAAGGAUGCCACAUCAUCAUCCAACUCAUCCAAGUCAUCAAACUCAUCCUUCCCAUCCACAGCAGUACCCCCAGCAUACACAGCAUCCCAGUACACAACAACAACCACAGCAACAGCAACAGCAACAAUUGGAUCCUCAAUAUCCUCACCAUGCAACUUCUAUGUUUAAUCAACCACAACAUUCUGGGCCAACAACACAAUUUGGUACAGCUAAACAUGCUACGAGUCCUCAGUACCGUGCAACUUUUCCCCAAUUAUCACCUCAAAUGUCUCCUAGGCCUCAAAUGUCACCGAGACCACCGGCAGUACAACAACAAAUGUCUCCUAGACCUAUUAUGUCACCAGCUAAACCUAAUACAUUGUCUCCUCAUCCUCAUGUUCAACUUCCGCAUCAACAAUCAAAUCAGCCUGGUGCAAUGCCUGUGUCGCCUUGUCCUCCAACUUCAAUACAAAUUAAUCCAUCGUCACAACAGACUACUCUUCAAGCAUUGGAACAAAUGGUUAUACCAGGUGUUGCUGUAUCAAACUCGAAUGUUUCAAAUCCAGAGUAUAAUCAAUUUCAAACGCGUCCAACAUUGUCGCAAACCCCAAAUGUUUUAACUCAACCUACCGCACAAAAUUCUAUGCCACCUAUUACAGGCCCUAGGAUGCCAAUGCCUGCUCAGUGGUCACAUCCGCAACAACAGCAACCACAAAUAAGGCCAAGUAUAAAUGAAGAUAGGAAUAUAGUAGAAGCUCAACCUCCAGUAUCUGAACAAAACACAUCAAUUUUUCCAGUAACUGGGACAGAAACUGUUCACAGUGUUGCAGAAACUACAACAAGAGAUCCUGUAGAUCCUAUUCAUAACCCAAUUGAACCGCCUAAGCAAGAAAGUGAAGCAUUGCAUCAAAAUGUUCAAGAUCAACCUCAAGAUGUAUUAAAUCAACAAGCUGAUACUUUGAUGCAAAAUAAUUCACAGACUAAUUCACCUUUAGAACCUACUUCUGGAAAUAUUUCUCAGUUGGAAACUGUGCAGACUUUACCAGCAUCUAGUACAAAUGGAAAUGUUGAAUGUUCAAGUGUAUCAACAUUAUCUCAACAACCAACGUCAAGUCAAAUUCCUAAUCCUGUAUCUACUAUUGAAAGUCAAAAUACAUGUGAAACAAAACAGCAUAAUCAACAUUUAGAAAUAAAUUCAGUAAAUCAUCCACCAGCUAAUACUACACCUGUACUUUCUCAACAACCCGCAGUUAACAAUCAAGUGCCGCAACAACAACAGCAGCAUAAUCAGCAGCAGCAGCAGCAGCAGCAGCCUAUUACUUGUCCACAACAACAAGUACAACCAUUACAUAUAAAUCAGCCUCAAGUAGUAUCAACUCAACAAGCACCGGUACAAUCUCAACAACCAAUCCAAACUUCACAACAACCACAAUUGAAUCCAGUGCAACAACCUCAAUUGAGUCAACAAUCUUCUCCGCAACAACAAAUAAAUCAACCACAAAUCGGUCAACAACAAAUACAGCAGAUAACUACUCCUCAACAGCAACCUCCAAUGGCUCAACCUCAACAACCCACAUUAAAUCAAACGCAACAGUCACAGCCACAAAUUUCUCAACCACAAUUAGCGCAGCCAUCGCAACCUCAAUCAACACCACCGUGUGUAACACAGGUUCAGACAACUCAGCAGUCUCAACCUCUUAUUACACCACAAGUUGGUAUAAUACCUCAAAGUGCUCCAAUAAUUUCAUCUCAAAUUCCGCAUCAAACACAAUUACAACCGGCUAUACAAAACCCGACUUCCCAAUUGCAAACUCCAACUAAUACAGUUUCACCCACCCAUUUAAAUGGUCAACAAAUACCUUCGGUUAAUCAAACAAGUGGUAUUGUAAUACCCCCUCAUCAAACUGCAGUGUCAGUGCCAAAUUCGCAAUCUACGCAUCAAGUGCAACCAGGUUUUACAGAGUAUCCGAAUAUUCCAAAAAAUAAUAUGUAUCCUAAUGAUAUAAUAGUGGGUUCUGGUCAACAGUAUCCUCCUGCUGGAGAUGUUGUUAGUGGUAGUACUAUAUCUACUAUGUACAAUAUGCCACAAAAUCCCACUUCAACAGGAGUUACAUCUGGUGGGUUUGCUGCUUCUUGUACUCCAGUUACGCAUCACCAAGAAAGAGCAGCACUGCAACAGCAAUUACAGGAAUUAUACUGUAUGCCUCCAGCUACUGAAAAUCAAGAAAAGAUUGUUGCUUUGCAAGAAAAAUUACAGGCACUGCAACAACACGAAACAAAUGACCAAUGCAAUGGUGGACCUCAAUGUAUACUACAGACUCCUAUGUUUACAGCUGCUGUUGUUGAUAGUCCACAGGUUUCAAGUACUACUGGUCGUGGCCGUGGUAAAGGUACACCUAGAACUAAGAAGAGUAGGAAGAAAGCUGACAAAGAGGCUGUUGCUCCUGCACCAAUUACUCAACAACAGCCAGAGCAGCCAGUAUCAGACAAUCAAGUCACUCCUGGAGAUAGUAGCAACAUUGUUGACAGUGCUGCAGAUUCUGAAGACAUUAAACCAUCUUCGGGUGAUAUGGAAGAGGAAUGGAACAAAGGUAGAAAGUCUCGACCUCCUAGGAAACCACGUAAACCAAAGGAGCCAAAGGAGCCAAAGGAGCCAAAGGAGCCAAAAGAACCGAAAGUUAAAAAGGAGCCGAAACCUCCGAAAGAAGCGAAAUCUCCUAAAGCACCAAGGAAGAGGAAUAAAGACAAGGAUUCUACUAAACGUAAUAGAAAAAAAGUUAAUCAAUCUGAAUCAGCCGAUGAUGAAGUUAUACAAGAAACUGAGGAUACUGCAGUGUCUGAUUCAAGUGCAGUUAAAGAAGCAGACACAAAACUGUCCGAACCGUCCAUUCAAGGUGAUCAGGAACAAGUAGAUUCUUCGACUACCGAACCUUUAGUAAUCGAAACGAAAGAUGAAGGUAAACAGAAAGGGGAAUCGGAAGAUACCUCAACAGAUGAGAAGAAGGAAGAAAAUUCUGAAGCUGCCCCUGCUACAGAAACUGCUACACCUAAUAAAAAGAAAGCUGCUGCUAGGAAGAGAUCUACAACUGGGAAAGUCUCAGCGGGAAAAUCUCCCAGAAGUUCGAAAAAACGUAAAAGCCGAAUCGCACCCGAUUCUGAUGGUGAAGAAUUAGCAGCCACGCCUCCACCAUCACCAGAAGCUGGCGAUGACAAUAAAAGACGUUCCGCGAGAAAUACACAUCGUAAGAAAUAUGUUGAUGAUGUGAUGCUCAGAUUUUCGGACGAUGAUGUACCUCUACAAGACGCUCAAAUUUCUAAGAAAGUAGAAGGCUCAAAUACAGUAAAGCCUGUUUCCGUUAAAAAGGAAAAUGAAGGUGGAGAAAUCGGGCCUAAUAAACCUAACUUUGUGUAUAUAAACACUACAGAUGAAGAUUCUAUGGUUGUACAACAUAUAUUAUGUUCACGCAUGGGAAAAAGAGAAAUAAAACCACCAGCGCCAGAAAUAAAGACAGAAUCAGUAACUGUAAAAGAUGAAAAUGCUUCAAAUGUAGCAUCUGAUAUCAAGACUAAGGAAGAAGAAAGUGAUGUGAAGGAGGAAACAUCUGAAAAGGAAUCAGAAGCAGAAAACAAAGAAGAAAAGGAUGAUACUGAAGUACCCGAAGAAAAUAAAAGUAAUGAAACUGACAAUGCAGUAAAAGAUAGUAACAAGGAGGAAGACGAAGUUACUGAACCUAAACAAGAAACAGUUGUGACUGAAGUAAAACCACAAAUAGUUGAAGUUGAAGAGUAUUUCGUUAAGUAUAGAAACUUUUCAUAUUUGCAUUGUGAAUGGAGAACAGAAGAAGAAUUAUACAAGGGUGACAAACGAAUUCAAGCUAAACUGAAAAGAUUUAAGCAGAGACAACAACAAAACACUAACAUUUUUGAAAAUACUGAAGAUGAUCCGUUUAACCCAGAUUUUGUGGAAGUAGACAGAGUACUCGAUGAAGCAACACAUACUGAUCCAACGUCCGGAGAAACAUUAAAACAUUAUUUGGUUAAAUGGCGAUCUCUUCAGUAUGAAGACUCUACUUGGGAAUUAGAAGAAGAUGUUGAUCCAGAAAAGAUAGCUCAAUUUGUAAAAUUUAAUAAAGUUCCUCCGAAAGAUCAGUGGAAGCCGAAAAAGAAGCCCACCGCAUCAGCAUGGGUAAAGUUAGAAGAAUCGCCAAUUUAUAAAAGUAGCAACAGUUUACGACCGUACCAAUUGGAAGGUCUUAAUUGGUUAUUAUUCUCAUGGUACAAUGGACAUAAUUGCAUUCUUGCGGAUGAAAUGGGCUUAGGAAAAACUAUUCAGUCUUUAACAUUUGUGGACGCAGUUUAUAAAUAUGGAAUUCGUGGGCCAUUUUUAAUAAUUGCGCCCCUUUCAACCAUUCCAAAUUGGCAACGUGAAUUCGAAAGUUGGACAGAUAUGAAUGUUGUAGUAUAUCAUGGAUCUGCAGCAAGUCGAACUAUGCUUCAGGAAUAUGAAGUUUAUUAUAAAAACGAGAAAGGGCAGCAGAUUAAAGAUUUAAUUAAAUUUAAUGUACUGAUAACUACGUUUGAAAUAAUUAUAACGGAUUUUAAUGAAUUGAAAGGAUAUAACUGGAGGCUCUGUGUUAUAGACGAAGCUCAUAGGCUAAAAAAUAGAAAUUGUAAAUUACUCGAAGGUCUUAGGCAAUUGAAUUUAGAACAUAGAGUACUUUUAUCUGGCACACCUUUACAAAACAAUGUCAACGAACUUUUUUCAUUAUUGAACUUCCUUGAACCACUUCAGUUCUCUAGUAGUGAAGCAUUCCUUAAAGAAUUUGGGAAUUUGAGUAGUGAAAGUGAAGUUCAUAAAUUACAACUUCUUUUGAAGCCAAUGAUGUUACGUCGACUUAAAGAAGAUGUGGAGAAAUCGUUAGCUCCAAAGGAAGAAACAGUUGUUGAGGUGGAAUUAACAAAUAUACAAAAGAAAUAUUAUCGCGGUAUCCUAGAACGAAACUUUUCUUUCCUUGCAAAAGGAACUACAUCAGCUAACAUUCCGAAUCUCAUGAACACAAUGAUGGAACUAAGAAAAUGUUGUAUUCAUCCAUUCCUACUUAAUGGUGCAGAAGAUCAAAUACAAUUGGAUUACAAGACUGGUGAAAAAGAGGAUUCAGAGGCUUAUUAUCAUGCGCUAGUAAACAGUUCGGGAAAAAUGGUAUUAAUCGAUAAACUACUGCCGAAACUCAAAGCGAGCGGGCACAGAGUAUUAAUAUUUAGUCAGAUGGUGAAAUGCUUAGAUCUGUUGGAAGAUUAUCUGUUAUACAAAAAGUAUCCGUAUGAACGAAUUGAUGGUCGUAUUCGAGGAAAUUUGAGACAAGCUGCAAUUGAUCGGUACAGCAAACCUGAUUCUGAUAGAUUUGUUUUUCUUCUUUGUACCAAAGCUGGUGGUCUUGGUAUCAAUCUUACAGCUGCUGAUACAGUUAUUAUAUAUGAUAGCGAUUGGAAUCCACAGAAUGAUUUACAGGCUCAAGCCCGAUGUCACCGAAUUGGUCAACAAAAGAUGGUAAAAGUGUAUCGGUUGCUUUGCCGUAAUACUUACGAAAGAGAAAUGUUUGACAAAGCAUCAUUGAAGCUUGGAUUAGAUAAAGCUAUAUUACAAUCAAUGAAUACAAGUCAAGGGGGUAAAGAUCCCAGUAACAAACAGCUAACGAAAAAGGAAAUAGAGGACCUAUUAAAAAAAGGUGCUUAUGGUGCUAUUAUGGAUGACGACAAUGCUGGAGAUAAGUUCUGCGAAGAAGAUAUAGAACAAAUACUUGAACGUAGGACACAAAUUAUUACUAUAGAAGCAGAGAAAGGAUCGACAUUUUCAAAGGCCAGUUUCGCGUGUUCAUCUAAUAGAUCUGAUAUUAAUAUCGAUGAUCCAGAUUUUUGGAAAAAGUGGGCGAAAAAAGCGGAAAUUGAUACAACAGAGAAGAAAGAAGAAGAUGAAUUAGUAAUAUCAGAACCAAGACGAAGAACACAAAUUAAGCGAUAUGGUCAUGACGAAUCAGUUGUCAUGUCGGAUCUCGACAGUUCGGAUGAUAAUAGCGAUGACGAAACAAGUAGUGGGUUAACAGGUAGAGGUAAAAAACGAAGAGACAAAUUUGGUAAGAAGACACGGAAGUUCUGCGACGAAUAUGUUCCACGUGAAGGUGAAGUGGUCUACGGCAGUUGGGCGCGCAGCGAAUGUUUUAAGGUCGAACGAGGUUUACUUACGUACGGUUGGGGUCGAUGGGAAGAGAUUCUGCAGCACAGCCAAUUUCGUCGAGGAUGGCGCGAGGUUGAUGUCGAAGAUUGUGCACGAGUCAUUUUACUUUAUUGUCUUCGUUAUUAUCGAGGCGACGAGAAGAUCCGUAACUUUAUCUGGGACCUCAUUACUCCUGUCGAGAAUGGAGAAAAAGUUAAAAAUGUGUGCAUCAACACUGGUGGAAGGAACAGUAGACAGAAGAAGAAAGGUCGAGUCAGAGAAGGUAGAGAAACGCGAGGAUCGGUUGUCAAUGGUGGUCCGAGUGAUCCGAAUCACUGGAGUAACGCUGAAAAAUAUGAUGGAGAUAUAUUUCUAGAAAGUAAUUACAGGAAACAUUUGAGUCGUCAUGCAAAUAAGGUUCUACUACGAGUUCGAAUGCUUUACUAUAUUAAGCACGAGAUCAUCGGAGAUUUAGUUCAACACAUUUCUGAUGGUGUUCAUGUCAGUGCGUUGCGGAUAAACCCUCCACAGUUGAUGGAACAGCCAGUGAAAUGGUGGGACUCGCAAGCAGAUAAAUCUCUAAUAGUUGGCUGCUACAAACAUGGCUACGAGAAUUACGACCAGAUGAGGAUCGAUCCCGCUCUCUCUUUCAUUACAAGCUGUCCUCCCCCUUCCCAGUCUAAGACCACACAAAGCAACAGCAGCAGUAGGGAUGAUACUAGCCUGGAAAAUGACAUGGACGAUAGUGAAUCGCUUGGAAUACUGAAAGAUUUGAAAGAUUCUGAUAAAUUUAGUCGUGAAACGCCGACUGAUUCGCCUGCUAUAUCUAAUAAGGCGGACACGCCUGUACCAGAACCUAGCAGCAGUCAUGAGGGAAAUGAUGGUCUACUGGACGAUGAAAAGACAUGGCCAUCUGUAGUUGAUCUUAAUACACGCUUACGUCGAGUAAUUUCUUCUUAUCAACGAAGCGUAAAGAAUGUGAAAGAUGACGUGAAAAUGUUACAAAAGCCCAAAACUGGAUUAGAAGGUGAUACAACUAUAAAUCAUAAUCCACCUGUAAACGAGCCACCUUUGAAUAUGCAAGGAUGGGACUUACAACAACUUGCUAUGUAUCUUUUGAAAAUGGAAAGAAGAGAAAAAAUGGAGGCUAUGGUAAAAGAAAGAGAACGAACUCGUAUUGAAGAACAGAAGGCAAAGUGGUCCCGCCGUGAAGAAAGCGAAUUUUUACGUGUUGUAUCAACUUACGGUGUUAACUAUGAUAGAAAAAAGGCACAAUACGAUUGGACGAAAUUUAAAAGUAUUGCUAGAUUUGACAAGAAAACAGAUAAUGAUCUUACAGAUUAUUAUAUGUCUUUUAGAGCAAUGUGUAAGAAAGCAUGUAACGCAAAGUUGAACGAUGAAGAAGAUUUUUCAGACGUUCCUGUUGAUCAUCUCAGUUCAGCGAAAGCGAGGCAAAUAUUAGAUCGUGUCGAUCUUUUAAGUAAAAUUCGUGAGGAGAUUUUGUCUCAUCCUCAUUUAGAGGAACGACUUUCAUUGUGUCAACCAUCAGGUGACACACCUGACUGGUGGCAACCUGGAAAACAUGAUAAAGAAUUGCUGCUUGGAGCUGCGAAGCAUGGCUUAGGUCGUACCGAUAUAACAAUUUUAAAUGAUCCUGAUUUUUCAUUUCAUAAAAUUUUAAGUUCUAAAAUGUACAGUAACAUUCAAGCAUCUAAAAUCAUGGAUAAAUCUGAGAAAGCAAUUAAAAUUGAAAACAGGGAAGAUAUAUUAAAGUUUGAUAAAGACGAAAUACUUGUAAAAUUAGAAAAGGGUGAAGGUACUUUGAAAAUAGAAAAAGUAGGCGCGAAGAAGGAUAAAGAUGCAAGUGCAAUAGACAAAAGAUCAGAAAAUACAGAUUCGGAAAGGAGUCAGGUUGAACUCACUAUUAUUAAGGCUGAAAAUAAAGUUGAAGAGAAGCCUCUCAGUAAUGCAUUAACAAUUACAACCGUUCCAAGGAGUACGUCCAUAGACAAAGAUUCUAUUACGAAAAUAAAAUCUGAAGAGAAAAACGAAAUAGUAGUAGAAUCGAUAAAAACUGAAGUUCCUAAAGUUGACCAUGUCAUAGGGACUAGUAAAGUAGAUGAAACGAAAGCAAAUAACGAAACAACAGACGUUGAAGAAGUAGCAGCUACAAGUACUAGUACCACUACUAGUGCCACCACUACUACUACCACCACCACUACCACCACUACUACCAAUACCACUACCACUACUACAGAAACAGAGAAGGAAAAUGAGAAUAAAGAAAAAGAUGUAACAAAAGAGACGGAGAAGGAAUCGCAAGAAGAGAAAGUUGACGAAACGCAAUCUUCUGUAAUUGUGAAAGAGACAGAAGAAAAAAGUUCAACGGAACAAAAAGAUAUUCCGGAAAUAGUGGAAAAGUCGGUAACAAAUACUGAAAGUGUAACAGUAGAGGAUAACAAGACAAAUGUAAAAGCUGAUUCUCCUCCUGUUAUUAAAGAUGAGACAACUGAGACACAAGAAGGAAAAACAAUAGAAGCCACCUCCAAAGAUAAAAAAGUAUGCAAAAUCGAAGAUAAAUGCAGCGUUCAAGCAGCAGAACUUAAAGCCAUGUUUCCAGAUUUGGAAGUUAUACAACCGUUAUCGCGUUUAACACAAAUAGAUACAUUUGUUCUUCGCGAUAAACCAGUAGAUUAUAACGAACCUACGGUUGUGCAUCUUUUGUCACACAAUUGUAAUAGUGCUGUGAAAUGGCCAAAGGAACAUGCUAUCGAGGCUCGUUUAAUGCACAUUGUUCAUGCGAUUGAACAUAAAGAAUGGCCGGUAUCUGUGAACUUCAGUGCUGGUGACGAAGUAGAUAUUCCUUCAAAUGAGAAAGAAUGUUCUGAAGUAAUAACUAUAACCACAGAUCAUGGGGUACCAAAAAAUACAACGCCGGGAAAUAAUAUGCCAUUAUCGAAAAAACGCAAGAGACACAUUGCUAUCGAUGUAGAGACUGAACGAGCAAAACUACAUGCUCUUUUAAAUAGUAGUCAUACUACUGCACAACCACCCGCAGCUUUAAGUAAGCCUGUAGUAAUAUCGGGAUCUAAUACUUGGGAAAUAAAUGAUGAAUCACAGUCCGAAGAAUCGAGACGUUCUACACCAGUUCAACCACCCCCAGCACAUCAACAAGCACGAACACCAAGUAUACCUUUCGACUUAAAAUAUACGGUCCCUGGAAAACCGACUGUAAUUCCUGGAACUUCGAGUACUUUAACGCCCAUCGACUUGUCCGCUGGGUAUCCAAAAAUGAGCACUGAUAAUAGUAAAGAUAUUAUGAACGAGGUUCAAGACUUUUCAAUGCCAAAUAAAAAUAAACAAAUUAGCAGUAAUAAAGGAAAGUUAGAUAGCAUGUUAGAUAAAUUAAUGAAGAGAAAAGGCGGCCCACCAGAUGAACCUGUUAUUGGAAAAGAGAAAAAGCGCAGGAAGCUUGACGAAAUUGUGCUAGGAUUGAGUGCAGCAAAGGAACAACAGAGCACGCAUUAUCCUGAACACAGUAAAAAGAGCACAAUCACACCAAAUGUAACGGUUACUCCAACAUCUGCACCUAUGGGUCUUCCGAAUCCUCCAACGAGUACCCAGAAACCAUUUUCUAUUACUGUUACUUCAAUUCCUUCUUCACGUGCAUCAAGUUCCACGUCUGGAUUACCGCCUCCGUCUUUACAUUCGCACAAAGAUAGUUUUUCUGCUUUGAUUGCUCAAGCGGAACAGCAAAAUCGUGAAUUUAAAAAGCAACAGCAACAGCAACAGCAACAUCAGUCACAGCAGCAGCAACAGCAACAACAGCAGCAACAGCAGCAGCAACAACAGCAGCAGCAGCAGCAACAACAACAGCAGCAGCAGCAGCAACAGCAACAGUCUCAACAACAACAACAACAGAGUUUCAAUUCUGCGCAUUCAUCAUCAUCAAGUGGUCACAGAAAGAGUUAUGAAGCAAUGAUUGCAGACAUUAAUAAGGCCGCUGAAUACUCUUCCAAAAUCGGACCAUAUUCACACGAAGCGAAAGUAAAUAAAUGGUUAGCUGAACAAACUGCCAUGUCUGAACAAUUAAGCGCAGAAUAUUUAAAUGCGCCCAGACGACGACGUCCACGAGUAGAUCCAUCUUUAUUAGAUUGGAAAAAAUUAACGGGCGAAGAAAAUGUUGCUGUAAUUAAUAGAUUAACAGGCAAAAAGGUUACUGGAAGCAAGGCUCCGCAACUGAAACGAUUAGGGCAAUGGUUAAUUGAGAACCCAAUGUUCGAUGUAGAUCCAAAGUGGGCUGAACUUGUGAAGGAACGUGGAAAUCUUCCACACGAUUUGCAAAAGAGAUUAUCAGGAAAUGACAGAAGUAAUGUAAAUAAGGGUAAGAGUCCAGGAAGGCCUCCCAUGAUGCCAAGCCCUACUAGUCAACAAUCGGCAAAUCAAGCUAAUCUGGUAGCUACAUCAAUGGCUUCAGGCCUAAACUUCCCUUCGUUAAGUAAUCUGAACACCUCCCUUCUAUCUGGUCUAUCUCUUGGCAAUUUUGACCCGAAGAAUAAUCCCCUCUUAAUGCCGUUCGGUGGUUUACCAAACUUGGGUGCAUUAAGCGGUUUAGGGAACCUCAGUAAUCUGAGUAAUAUGAGUCUGACGAAUUCUUUAUUUGCGAAUCUUGCCGGACUUGGUUUACCAACUUUAGCGGGCAUGGAAGCUGCUUUGGGUGCAACAGCAGCUACCAGCACAGCAGCCGACACAAAUCCAGUCGUUAGUUCUGUCAGUAGUAAAAACACUGGUUCAACCGGCAUAAGCAGCACUGGUAAAUCUCGCAGUAAAUUGGAACCACCUACGAGUAAAUCUUCGGUGCCUUCAACUUCAUCAGCAUCGUCUACGAUACCAACAACGACGCCGUUCCCCUUCUUUUUUCCAAAUCCGAGUCUUUUGUAUACGCCACUGGGUUUGGGUGGUUUGAAUCCGUUCUCCAUGCAACCUGGUGGAGUGUCAUCGGCCUACGAAAGUCUUGCUCAGUGUGGUCUUUUGAAUCCACCGACUUCGAGUGCGUCAACGGUUCGUAAGCCUGCAUCAUCAGGUAAUAAUUCUAGGCGAGACACGAUCACAGAUUCAGCAACUAAACGAAAAGAUACCGAGAAGAAAUCUAGAUAUUCCAUAGAUCCUGGAAUAGCACUACAGCAGUACACCGAUAUGACAGCGUUACACAGCGAAGACAAGCGUAGGGUAGAACAUGACAAAAGGGAAAGCAUGGAGCAAAACGAUGUAGCAGACCUUUCCGACCGAAGGGCUGAAAAGAAGAACAAAGAACAGGAAAUGAAAGAAGCUUUGGAACAUUUAAGUAGAACCAGCGCAGAGCUUUUGACGAGAAAUUUCGAAGACAUUCAACGAUCAAGCGAGAAAAGAGGGCGCGCCACAGAUUAUAAUCAAAGUUCUGAGCAGCAGCCAUCGAGCAUGCUUGAGGUAACACUCGAACCCGUGAAUAAAAAGCCACGAAUCGAAAUCGAAGUUACUACAAAGCCUGUGACGACCACUCCAGUUACAACUAUAACACCUGUGGACGUGUCGGCAGUUGAAAUAGAAUACGGAUCGAGAUCAUCGUCAGUUACAAUCAAGCCAAGCCCAAUAGAAGAAAAUAACACAAUAACUAUAACUGAAACAUCCCCGAGUACUAAAAAGAGAGAAUCUAUCGAAAUAACUCCUUCAGUGACAACAACUAUACCGCCAACUACAGUUACGCCUACAACCACGAUCACGCCAAUACCUACACCUACACCAGCACGUACGCCAACGCCUACUCCAGCACAUACACCAACAUCUAUAUCUACGCCAUUAUCAACGCCAACACCUACACCAACUUCUACGCCUACGCCCACUCCUACAUCUUUACUAACAUCUACUUCUGUAACACCGGUAACAACCAUUCCAGAUGAGACAGUUACAUCGCAGCAAAGUACUAGUAACGCUAAGGGAGAUUCAUCAAAGGCAACGUCGGAAAUAGAAGAAGAUAAUAAAGGCACUAAAGGGAAAAAAGCUCGAAGCGGUAAACGACUCAAUGUAGAACCUCCUCCGGAACGGAAAAAUCUUCGGUCUAGUGCUGGAAGACAAGCAAGAGCAGCGGCAGAACGACAAGCAAGAAUGGAAGGUGAACUUCAAGCUGAUCAGCAACAAGAGACUCAUACAACGAGCGAGUGAAGUGAUCACUUUUAAGUGAGUUUAUGAAUAAUACUGGUGAUUAUAAUGAUCAAAU
Nomia melanderi (Alkali bee) is the source of this 13895-nucleotide messenger RNA. RefSeq names its product chromodomain helicase DNA binding protein kismet (gene kis). The record is from RefSeq and is a predicted model, not a curated record. NCBI's taxonomy places the organism in Eukaryota, Metazoa, Arthropoda, Insecta, Hymenoptera, Halictidae. Gene Ontology annotation, molecular function: protein binding; ATP binding.